This is a messenger RNA of Lotus japonicus, 1466 nucleotides long. Its product is annotated as vestitone reductase-like. The record is from RefSeq and is a predicted model, not a curated record. Bases 223 to 1209 code for a protein of 328 amino acids. Gene Ontology annotation, molecular function: oxidoreductase activity, acting on the CH-OH group of donors, NAD or NADP as acceptor. The transcript is spliced from 4 exons. NCBI's taxonomy places the organism in Eukaryota, Viridiplantae, Streptophyta, Magnoliopsida, Fabales, Fabaceae.
CCCUCUCAGUCAAAUUUUGAAUGAAGAAGAAACCAAAUCUACAAUGAUGAGGUUUAUUCAACACUUGUGUCUGACCGAAAGAAGAGUCCAAUAAUCUGUCCCCAGUGAACAGAUAUGAUACAUUGUAUUGUGUGUAUAACUGUGUAUAUCAAGAAAAGUAACGUGGUAGAAUUUAAAAGUUGAGGUCAGCACAAAGAGAAGAAAACAUUACCACAGAACCAAAUGGCAGAGAGGAAAGGGAAGGUUUGUGUCACUGGAGGAACAGGGUUUCUUGGUUCAUGGAUCAUCAAGAGACUCCUUGAGGAUGGAUAUGCUGUUAACACCACUAUUAGAUCUAAUCCAGGGGCUAAGAGAGAUGUUAGCUUCCUCACAAAUCUACCUGGUGCAUCUCAGAAGCUAAAAAUCUUCAAAGCUGAUCUCAACAUCCCCGAAAGUUUUGGUCCAGCAAUUGAAGGUUGUGUUGGUGUAUUCCACACUGCUACACCAAUUGAUUUUGCAUUAGAUGAACCAGAGGAAAUAGUGACCAAAAGAACCAUUGAAGGAGCAUUAGGAAUUCUCAAAGCAUGCCUAAAUUCAAAGACUGUGAAGAGGGUUGUUUACACUUCUAGUGGCUCUGCUGUUAAUUCCUUUAGCGGCAAAGAGGAUGAAGAAGGAUUGGAUGAGAGUUAUUGGAGUGAUGUAGAGUUGCUUAGAAGUGUGAAACCUUUUGGUUGGUCAUAUAUAGUUUCUAAGACAUUGGCAGAGAAGGCAGUGCUUGAAUUUGGGGAACAACAUGGGUUGAAUGUUGUGACUCUCACACCUACUUUUAUUGUUGGAAGAUGGAUUUGUCCUCAGCUUCCUGGCUCAAUUGAGAAAGCACUUGUUUUGAUAUUAGGUAAAAAGGAUCAAAUUGGUGUCACUCUUUUCCAUAUGGUACAUGUGGAUGAUGUAGCUAGAGCACAUAUAUUCCUUCUUGAACAUCUUAAUCCAAAAGGGAGAUAUAAUUGCUCACCAUUCACUUUACCUAUUGAAGAGAUGUCUGAGCUUCUUUCAGCUAAAUACCCAGAAUUUCAAAUACCGACAGUAGACGAGUUGAAGGAAAUUAAAGGUGCCAAGUUGCCAAGUUUAAUCUCGAAGAAACUUGUGGAUGCGGGUUUUGAGUUUAAGCAUAGCCUUGAGGAAAUGUUCGAAGAUGCAAUUCAAUGCUGCAAGGAAAGGGGUCAUCUUUAAUCUCAUAUAGUCCUGAAGUUGAAGAAACAAGAAAUAGUUUGGUGACGGAACGGAGCAGGACAGAACAGAACGGAACGGGACAGAACAUGAUGGAACAGGACAAUAAUGUUAUGUGUGUUGUGUUUGGUAACUCCAAGUCAAUAGAACAGAACCAUGAUUUUAAUUACAUAUAUAACUCUGCAUGUUUAAUAUUUGAUUGAUGAAAAUAAAUUGAACUCAAAUGAACAUUUUACAUAGAAAUUGUUUGUUAUUGCUUA